AUGGGCAAUAACCAGGUCAUUUGCUUACAAAUUAAUAACCUUGAUCAUUAUGAUACUAAUGCAACAAAUGCAAAAGCUGUUUGCAUUUGUUGUAGCAAUAAAAAUAGAGAUUUGCAGGCUGCUCAGUUAAUACAUUCUUAUUAUACAACAAACAAAGCUAAAUUAUGUCACAAACAUUUGGCAAAUUGUAAUAAUUUCAAAAAUGCAUAUUCUAAAGAAGAAGUAUCUAAUGUAGAUGUAAAUAGUGAUUCAAGCGAAGAUGAAGUUGAUGACAAUACAUAUUUACAUUUACCUUUUAACAAACAUCAAAAAGAAUCCACUUCAAUUACCACUUCUUUGAACUCUUUUAAUAGCCAAUAA
This is a messenger RNA of Funneliformis caledonium, 360 nucleotides long. The record is from the annotation of a GenBank genome assembly. NCBI's taxonomy places the organism in Eukaryota, Fungi, Glomeromycota, Glomeromycetes, Glomerales, Glomeraceae.